Alnus glutinosa is the source of this 564-nucleotide messenger RNA. RefSeq lists its product as uncharacterized. The coding region runs from base 1 to 564 and encodes 187 amino acids. The record is from RefSeq and is a predicted model, not a curated record. Gene Ontology annotation, biological process: negative regulation of catalytic activity. The transcript has a single exon. NCBI's taxonomy places the organism in Eukaryota, Viridiplantae, Streptophyta, Magnoliopsida, Fagales, Betulaceae. Gene Ontology annotation, molecular function: pectinesterase inhibitor activity.
AUGGCUUCCAUUGUUGCUUACUCCCUACUGCCAUUAGCAGCCAUGUUCUUCUUCUUCUUCUUCUUCCAUCCCAUACAGAGCAACGAGCAGACCCAGCAAACUAUUGAGAGCAUCUGCCACCAAGUGGGGGACUAUGAUCUUUGCAAACAAGCUCUCAACUCCAACCUGAAAAACCCAGAUGCAAACAUUUCCGAUCUGAAUGAACUAACCAUUAACCUGACCAUUAGAAACGCAACAGAUACACGUGCUUUCACUCAGUCAGUUCUUAAGAACUCAACAUCUUAUCCAGAAGCUGUCAAAGUUCUUAGUGAGUGUGAAAAUGAUUAUGGUCUUGUGGUUGAGACUUUCCAGGUGGCUUUCGAGUUCUAUAACCAACGAGAUUACUCUCGCAUGCUGUAUCUUGAAUCCUUGGCUCCUAAUGCAAUAUCCAGCUGUGAAGCUGGGCUCAACUCCGCAGCUCCUGGCCCUGUGAAUCCCUAUUUCUAUUUGAUUGAAAGGAACAAGCCACUGAAAACUCUCGUCGACAUGGCCAUGGUCAUCGCACAUACUUUCGCCGACGUUUGA